AUGCGACCUCAGCCUACCGUCGGUCCGCAAUAUCCCGGACUCGUUGGUCAUCGAUAUCACUACUCUGCUGCCGAGCAUAAAUCAGAUGGUUUAGAGGAUGCUCAUGAACAGCUGAGCCAAGAACUAACGCAAAAGGUUUCGAACCUUCGAAGUUUAUCCAUCCGGAUUGGCGAUGAACUACGGGAGCAAAAUUCUCUUCUAAGUGGAAUGGCUGGCGCAUUUGAUCGAUCGGAGGGGAUUCUACGCUCGACUAUGUCUCGCGUCCUCGGCCUGGGUAAACACGGAUCUAGCGCCGGUCUCUAUUGCUAUUUACUCUGCUUUGCUGUCCUCUUUUUCUUCAUUUGUUGGCUUAUGCUUCGUUUCCGAUGGUGAUGACAAGACAGUCACUACUCAUACUUUCAUUUCUCCCGGAGUUGAGUGCUUUAUUUGUGCGUCUAACAUCCUUUAUCUUCUGUGUUUAAUCGCCGAUGCGUUCUGGGUGUACAUAUGUUCUGUCUUCCAAGAGAUUUUUCGUCCAUCCUGACGCUCAUUGCUGCACAUAGACAAUCUGUAAUCUGCGUGUGUGCGUCGCUUCUUUCUAGUCUUAUUUUUUUGCAAUGCUUUAACGUGUAAACUAUUCUAUUAGAUAAUUUAUUCGUUGAUGGUUGCACAUAUGGUGCUUUAGUUGGUUCAUAGGCAAUUUAGGCACAUGGAUGUGAAAUAGCAUCUACGAUAGACCUGCAAUUACUCAGUAACUCUACUGUGCGUUUUUAACUAAGCUAUUGCUAUUACCUCAGGUUAUGUUGUGAUGCAACCCAUGACACCACUCAUAUUUCUCACUCCGUCAAUAACCUGCUGUUCAGCU
Messenger RNA from Dicrocoelium dendriticum, 844 nucleotides. The record is from the annotation of a GenBank genome assembly. NCBI's taxonomy places the organism in Eukaryota, Metazoa, Platyhelminthes, Trematoda, Plagiorchiida, Dicrocoeliidae.